CCUUCUCAAGGCAGAGUACGUCAAGUACACUCCCCGCCGGGCACGCGCUGUAUAAGUAGGAGGGUCAGAGAGAGACUCUGAAUCAUUCAUCACCCACCAUUCUCCCGGCCGCCGGUUCUUUGGUUCUCUCCUGAAAUCUUCUGUCUGCGAGCUCGCACCGCAUCAGUCUCGCGGUAUCAUCUGUAGCAGUAGCAGUAGCAGAGGAGCAACAUGAAGCAAAAGAUGGUGAUCAGGGUGCACAUGACCUGCGACAAAUGCCGGUCCAAGGCAAUGGGCUUGGUUGCCUCCAUAUACGGAGUGGAGCGUGUGGAGAUACAGGGCGACGACAGGGACCGGCUGGCGGUGGUCGGCGACGGGGUGGACGCCGCCAACCUCACGGCCUGCCUGCGGAAGAAGGUGGGGAACGCGGACCUCCUCACGGUGGAGGCGGUCGUUCCCGAGAAGAAGCCGGCGCCGGCACCGGAGACCACCGAGGCUCCGUGGUGUCCCGGCUAUUACUCCUGGCCGGCAGCGGCCUACUCCCACUGCUAUCCGUACACGUACAGCAUGUAGUAAUCGCUUGUAUGUCUGCGGUAUUAUCGAAGAUUGAUCCAUGUAAUGAUUCCCAGGAAAAUGAAUUUUGAUCCAUGCA
Molecule: messenger RNA, 631 nt
Organism: Triticum urartu
Lineage: Eukaryota; Viridiplantae; Streptophyta; Magnoliopsida; Poales; Poaceae
Product: heavy metal-associated isoprenylated plant protein 46
Molecular function (GO): metal ion binding
Source: RefSeq, a predicted model, not a curated record